Molecule: messenger RNA, 8966 nt
Organism: Cricetulus griseus (Chinese hamster)
Lineage: Eukaryota; Metazoa; Chordata; Mammalia; Rodentia; Cricetidae
Source: RefSeq, a predicted model, not a curated record
GGAGUUGGACGUGAGUCUGUGUGAUAACGUCAGUGGAAGCUGCACCGAGUAAAUGAGGGAAACCCCGAAGUUGAAGCAUUAAAAACCAGUGAGACUCCACUUUACACACACUCCAUAAACGUAUUAGUAAUUUUUCUUGGGUUGAAUUUCAGAGCUGUUCAAUUUCCCCUUGUCCCACAACGCGCUGAUCAGUACUUCUGAACUGUAAGCAAAAUAGGAGAAGGGGAGAAAACCCAAACUUAAUAAACAGUACCAUGUUCCAGAUAAGUCAUUGGAGCACUUUUUCCUAGUGAAUUCAUCCUUGGGGUUUAAGUUUCUUAAGCUCUCUUUUUCUUGGACUACAGGAGCCUUUCCUCAUCCAAACCCGGUCUUUGUUGGCGUUUUGAGGACUGGCGCACACAUGAACCUUUUUGUUCUUUACAGAAAAAGAGGUUUGGGGCCUUAGAAUCUUGCAGAAAGCAGAACCACACAGUUGCAUUUCCAUCUAGACCCUCUUUAAGUCCCUCUUCAAAACUGGGGGCCUCUGGAAAGCUCUGAGCCUGUGACCCCAGCGUGGGAGAAGAUAGGUACAAGAUGGCCAUGUGGCAGGGAGCCAUGGAUAACAGAGGCUUUCAGCAGGGGAGUUUUAGUAGCUUCCAGAGCAGCUCUAGUGAUGAAGACUUGAUGGACAUCCCAGGGACUGCUAUGGAUUUCUCCAUGAGAGAUGAUGUGCCUCCUUUAGAUCGAGAAAUAGAAGGGAACAAGUCAUACAAUGGUGGUGGAAUAGGCUCUUCAAAUAGGGUCAUGGACUUCUUGGAGGAGCCGAUCCCCGGUGUAGGGACCUAUGAUGAUUUCAACACAAUUGACUGGGUGAGAGAGAAGUCUCGAGACCGAGAUAGGCACCGAGAGAUUACCAAUAAAAGCAAAGAGUCAACAUGGGCCUUAAUUCACAGUGUCAGCGAUGCUUUUUCUGGCUGGUUGUUGAUGCUGCUUAUUGGACUUUUAUCAGGUUCCUUAGCAGGCCUGAUAGACAUCUCUGCUCACUGGAUGACAGACUUAAAAGAAGGGAUAUGCACAGGGGGAUUCUGGUUUAACCAUGAACACUGUUGCUGGAAUUCUAAUCAUGUCACCUUUGAAGACAGAGACAAGUGUCCAGAAUGGAACAGCUGGUCCCAGCUUAUCAUCAGUACAGAUCAGGGAGCUUUUGCCUACAUAGUCAACUAUUUCAUGUAUGUCCUCUGGGCUCUCCUGUUUGCUUUCCUUGCUGUAUCUCUUGUCAAAGCAUUUGCACCUUAUGCCUGUGGCUCUGGAAUCCCUGAGAUAAAAACUAUCCUGAGUGGUUUCAUUAUUAGGGGUUAUUUGGGUAAGUGGACCCUUGUCAUCAAAACUAUCACUUUGGUGCUGGCAGUGUCAUCUGGCUUGAGCCUGGGCAAAGAGGGCCCCCUAGUGCACGUGGCUUGCUGCUGUGGGAACAUCUUGUGUCACUGCUUCAACAAGUACAGGAAGAAUGAAGCCAAGCGCAGAGAGGUGUUAUCAGCUGCAGCAGCUGCUGGUGUGUCUGUAGCCUUUGGGGCACCUAUCGGUGGAGUAUUAUUCAGCCUGGAAGAGGUCAGCUACUAUUUUCCCCUCAAAACACUAUGGCGUUCAUUCUUUGCUGCCCUAGUGGCAGCAUUUACGCUCCGAUCCAUCAAUCCAUUUGGAAACAGCCGCUUGGUUCUAUUUUAUGUGGAGUUUCACACCCCAUGGCAUCUUUUUGAGCUUGUGCCAUUCAUUGUGCUAGGCAUAUUUGGUGGCCUUUGGGGAGCUCUAUUUAUCCGCACAAACAUUGCCUGGUGUCGGAAGCGUAAAACCACCCAAUUGGGCAAGUAUCCUGUCGUCGAGGUACUCAUUGUGACAGCCAUCACUGCCAUCUUGGCUUUCCCCAAUGAAUAUACCCGGAUGAGCACAAGUGAGCUCAUUUCUGAGCUGUUCAAUGACUGUGGCCUCCUGGACUCCUCCAAGCUCUGUGAUUAUGAGAACCACUUCAACACAAGCAAAGGCGGUGAGCUACCGGACAGACCUGCUGGCAAGGGAGUCUACAGUGCUAUGUGGCAGCUGGCCUUGACACUCAUACUGAAAAUAGUCAUUACUAUAUUCACCUUUGGCAUGAAGAUUCCUUCCGGUCUCUUUAUCCCCAGCAUGGCUGUUGGUGCUAUAGCAGGCCGUCUUUUAGGAGUAGGAAUGGAGCAACUGGCUUAUUACCACCAUGAUUGGGGCAUCUUCAAUAGCUGGUGUAGUCAGGGAGCUGAUUGCAUCACACCUGGCCUUUAUGCUAUGGUUGGGGCUGCAGCCUGUUUAGGUGGGGUAACUCGGAUGACUGUUUCUCUUGUUGUCAUAAUGUUUGAACUGACUGGUGGCCUGGAAUACAUUGUGCCUCUCAUGGCUGCAGCCAUGACAAGCAAGUGGGUGGCAGAUGCUCUUGGGCGAGAGGGCAUUUAUGAUGCCCACAUUCGUCUCAAUGGAUACCCCUUUCUUGAAGCCAAAGAAGAAUUUGCUCACAAGACUCUGGCAAUGGAUGUGAUGAAGCCCCGGAGAAAUGAUCCCUUGCUGACUGUCCUUACUCAGGACAGUAUGACUGUGGAAGAUGUAGAGACCAUAAUCAGUGAAACCACUUACAGUGGCUUUCCAGUGGUAGUCUCCCGAGAGUCACAAAGACUCGUGGGCUUUGUUCUUCGAAGAGAUCUCAUCAUUUCAAUUGAAAAUGCUCGGAAGAAACAGGAUGGGGUUGUGAGCACUUCCAUCAUUUAUUUCACUGAGCACUCACCUCCAAUGCCGCCAUAUACUCCACCUACCCUGAAGCUUCGGAACAUCCUGGAUCUCAGCCCCUUCACUGUGACAGACCUUACGCCAAUGGAGAUCGUAGUGGAUAUCUUCCGCAAGCUGGGACUGCGCCAGUGCCUGGUUACACACAAUGGGCGCUUACUUGGAAUCAUUACCAAAAAGGAUGUGUUAAAGCACAUAGCACAGAUGGCAAACCAAGAUCCCGAUUCCAUCCUCUUCAACUAGAAUCAUGGGUUGUUUUGGAUAUAAAACAAGGACAUUGUGGACCAUGGAUAUAUUUUAUUAACUGGGUACCCAAAACACAUUUCCCAUAUUUGGAUGGUGAAGUCGUAUUAGUGUGUUGUCUGUUUCCUACAAGUUAACCAGUUGCACUACAUAAUUUCUGGAAAUUAAUCUCUCUAGAAGAAAAUACAGAUAGGCUUAUGUGAUAAUGCAUUAUGGAGGGUUCACGAAAGAGUAAAAAAGACUGCCAUGGUUUAAUUAUGUUUGUUCUUUAAAAUUAUUUUUUUUUAAUUUAAAAAUAAUUGUUAGCCAAUAUGCAAUCACUGAAAACUAUGCAAGAAAAAUUCCAACUAUUCUGACAUAUAGCCUGAAGGAAACUCAUGAAAUAGUCAUGUGUUGGGGGGGGACUCUAACUGUCAUUGGUAGAAGAUGAAGUGUGAACUAAGGGGCUUUGCCUUUCAAGCUACAGAAAGGAAAGCCAGAAGGAAAUAGCAAUGGCAUUUUUAGACUGUGAAGAUUCAGUUAAAUUCUUAUUCCUGUUACAGUAUUUAGAAUUAUUAGUUUGUUACGUUUACCUUUUCAGGAGAAGACAGUGCUGCUCUGGUUAUCUCCUCCAAGUGAAGUAGAGGGGUUGACCUUUAGAGCCUGCUCGCCCUGGUCUUUAAAGUGCACAAAGUUAAGUUACAGAGCUUUCUCCUUGGCUGCAGAAAGGCUAAUUUUCCAAAUGGCAAUGCUAGCUAGUAGUCAAGGACUUUGUUAGGAAUUUAUUAGUAUCUAGGAAUUAUUUCUCCCGGUUUUCUUGAAAUGAAGAUAAAGUUCUGAGCAAAGUCGGUGACUAGGAAGUUCACAUUUUUGUGAAGUCCUAACGAAAUCUCUUACCCAGAUGCCACCUCCAUGGAUGAUGGUGCUUUAGGCUUCUGGAAUAAGUAAGAAUAGUGUAUGGAAGCGAGUCUAGGCUGAAUACUGGUAAAGCAGGGGAGAGUGAGAGCUGCAUCAGUAUCCGGAUGCAUUCCUUUGAAAAGACCACCAGUACUAAAAUAACUAACUGGACAUCUGUGCUCCUCCUAGUGUGGAGUAUGCAUAACAGGCCAUUGUUCCUGUGAUCAAUGAAGUAGGCUAGAGAUAGAUGCUUCUCCAUGUAUUGAAAGAACUGGAACGGGAUAGGCAACUGCAGCUACCUUGAGGUACCAGAUCUGACUAAAUUGCAGAGCCAUCCUAAAACCUAGGUGGAUGGAUGAGGCCUGAUGACACCAAAGGUGCUUGUACCCAGUUAAAGAGGUGCCUGUCUCAAUUUCCUACCACAAGUGUGGCAGUUUAAAAAAAUCAUAUUAUAGAAACACCUGGUGGAAUUCAAGAGCCACCACCAGCAUUCCAACCACUCUUUCAUUUUCUAUCAUUUUAUCCAUGUGCAAUUACUCUCCCUCCAUUCUUUUUGCUUUUCUUCUCAGCACUGAAUCCUCUUUAGGAUGGAGCAGUAUGCUUAGUUAAUCCUUCCUACUAAUGACAAAAAUAUCUACUAGGGCUAGUUAAAUUGUAAGCCAAGGCUCAGCAGUGUUGAAACACUUAGACUAGAGGUGACACUUUUGGUUUGCCAUGUGCCCCCGUUGCUGCUGCCGUGCCUCCAUUUCUGUUUCAGCUUCCCAUGGCAGCGAGGCCACAAUGUUGGGUAAGAGUUCAGCCUUGUUCAUCUUACAAAAUCUGUCCCUGCUACUUCCGACUGUCCUUCUAGCUCAGAAUCAGUGGCCCUUGGCACAUUCCCAUGUGUAACCCACCCCUCCCAAGCAACUCGGUGUACCUCAUUUUAAAAGUUGUUGAUCCCUGAGUCAAGGACUUUUUUUUUACCCCUACUUCUUACUGUUCCAAAAUCAGAAAUUCCUUUAUUAUCCAGGGCUGAAUAGCCAAGACAUAUUUUGGUUUUUUUUAAUCUUUACUAUGUCAACGUAGCCCCCAGAGUUUCUCCUUUUAAAUCUAUUGCUCUGGCAUUUUAAUGAAAAAGAAUGCUUGGGGUACAUGGUAUCAUAGUCAUGGCUCUGUGACUUUAUGUCUUGUUCCUUCUUUGCCACUGCAUUCUUUGUGUGAGAUAAGACUCUGCCUGAGCAGAUAGUGUAUUAUGUGGAGAUCAGAGAUCUUGUCUAUGUAUUUCAGGUUCAGUUGGUACCUAUUUCAUUAGUGAUCCCUCUUCACUAAAGUCUGCCAAACAGGAAACGUUACUGUGACUGGUAUUUGUUGGCAUGGGAAGGUUUGGUCAUGUCUCAUAGAGCAGCAGUGACAUGGAUUGUCUCGUUUGCCUUCUAGUUUUUUUUUUCUUCAUUGUACACAGACGAGCCAGUGUUAAGGUGCUACUUCAGAGAAUAAAUCUAAGAAAUCAGAUAACACUGUGCGAAUGGAUACUGUCUAGAUGCUAAGCACCGAUGGGCCCUCCAGAUAAUUGACAAUAUCCCUUUGAUACCUCACUCCUUAGAAAUACCAUUCAUUAACCUCAGUUUCUCAGGAAUCCUUGUAGCUUGUAUGCCAGAAAUUGCUGUAUUGGUAUGGUGUCCAUUUUAUGUCCAAUCCCUCAAUGAUUGGCUGGUUCUUACAGGAGUACUUUACAAGGUUGUUAGCCUAGCACCUGGACACACAGCGGUUCUUGUCUUGAGGUACAGGGAAGUUCUUCCUGUCAUUGCCAUUCCAUUUCAUCAGUUAGGUAAUCCUCAAAACAAAACAAAUCUGAAAACAAAAAGAAAAAAUCAAAGCCAAUAUAGGGAAGUCUGUCAUAGCCUCAAAUGACUACAUACCUCAAUGGUAAAAUACUGGAUAAUUUAAGAUUUUUAAAUGAAUUGAGACAAGUUUAUUUUGGUACUGGAAAAGAAAAUAGCCUGAUAUAAGGAAAGCAUUUACAGAAGAACACCAAUAAAUGCCUCAAGAGAAUUUUCCAAGGAAAUAUAUCUGGAGGAAAUUUAGCCAUGAAGGGAGUUGAUGGAUCUGUAAAAGUCUAAAUUUUAUAUCUUCACAACUUCAAUGGAAAGAACUUAACAUAGUUUGGAGAGACUGCAUAGUGAGCUCAAUUAGAGAUAGCAAACGGGGACUGGCAACGGGAAAUAAUAGCUGUUAAAGAUCAUGUCUACUUACAUCUGGUUAGAAACAACCACAUUGCUUUGCAGCACCCUCCUCUCUCUGGCCCCAGUGUCCUGGCGUAGCCCAGCUGCAGAGUAGAGCUGAUGUAGUUCUCAGAACAGAGCACUUCUGGUGGAUUAGUUGGAAUUGAUGAUACUUUGAAUUGGCCAGCUGGCCGAGCAAACGAUUAAUUUGCUUGUUUAACUGCAAAGCAGGCCAAUUGUUUUGGCACUCGAGUCUCAAUCUGAACUCUCUACAGGAAAAGCAGGGGCCUUUCUAAAAAGAUCAGUCUCUGAAUGUGUGGGCUCGACUUCACUGUUCUAAAAUGUUCAUCUUUGCAACCACCUCUGGGAUUAUCUGGUUUCCCUUUAUGGAGAGGGGGAGGCACCAAAAAUGAUGACAGACCUGUUAACAAAAUGUGCCUGAUGCCAGGUGGUAUGAAGAAAGCCGUCCCGUGUCCUAGUCCAUGCUUUUUGGUAUAAGGUGGGCAGAAAAGCUUAAUUAUGUGCCCCAAAGGGAGAAAAAGGCAAGUCAUCUACAAGCCCAGGAUUCCCAAACUAGAGCCUCAAAGCACCAUUUGGCUUCAGGACAGUCUAGUUUUGUGGACAGGGUCAGCAUACGAUAUGUACUUACAGAGGAAGGUACUAUCUGAGUGUCUAGAUGAUAAACCUUCUACCAUUUUGUUUUAAGCCUCCCUACUAUGUCCUUGUUCUAUAUUGAAAAUAAGGUGUCUUCUCCCAUUGCAGAUCAGAAGCUGUGUAAAUUUGGAGAUGAGUGGGCACAGCACAGCUAAGAAAUUGCUGGGCUUUGCUUCAGUUUCAGCCAUUUGUUCCAAGGAGAGAGGUUCUUGGAAAAAUGUGUAUUAGCAACUUUAAGCUACUCCCUGUAUAUAUGCUGGCCACAUUCUCAUUUCUAAGCAUCUGCAUCUGGGCAAAGUUAUAAAGAGAUGAAGGGAACAAAAUGAAUUUUCCCAUGAUGUUAAUAUGAUUUUGUCAAAUCCUCCAAGAAGGAUAUGAUGUGGACUUUUCCUUCCUUCUUUCCUUCCUUUCUUCCUUAUUUCUUUUCUCUCUCUCUCUUUUUUUGCAUGGGGCCUAUGAGGCCUCCCAGCCCAACUUUCCAGUCAAAAAUUCCUACCUCUAAGUUGCUACCAAAGGGUCUUUGGUCUGCCUGUACACACUUGUCAAAUGGAUGGCCUGACUAGUGUUUGGCCUUUUGAGGAGAAACUGAUGGUACAUAUAAGGCAAAAACACAAUCUGUCUCUGCCUCGUUUCUUUUGCUCCCCCUACCAUUUGUAUCCUAAAUUCAAAUCUCCCCAUUUUUGUGAGCUUGUUGUUUGAAUAUGGACUUUGGUGGGUAGGGAGAAGUUGACCCUGAGAACGGAGAAUGGGAACUCCUCAGUUGAUGAGGUCAUUGGCAGUUUGCUCACUCCACAGUAGGGGCCAAAGCCAGCAAUACUUACUGGGAGUGUUGAGGGCUUUAGCUGUAUUAUAUAUUAGUCCAAAUGUGCUGGAAUUUGGGGGUAGUUUAGGAUUUAAUGAGAAAAAAAUGUCAUUUAGUGAAAUGGGGAAGAAGGCAGGACUUGUGAUGGGUUUUUUGAAUCAAAGUGGGAAUGUUCAGCCUUGCUGUUGAGUAGAGGGUACCUCAAAAUAUGAUUCUUUCCCCUCCAUUCACUUUCUUGCCUUUCACUUUACUUUCUUCUCCAUUGUCCUGCCUUUUUAGUACUCAGCUUUUUAUAUAAGUAUUUACUUUUUUUUACUAUAUAUUUGGUCCUUUGGGACUGUGUGAUGAUUAAAUUGUAUUCCAUUCAAGAUAAAAUUAUAUGUUUAAUAUUUUAUUCUCUAAAAAUUGUCUUUUGAAGCUAUGCUGCUAUCCAGGUACAGGCCAGAAAGGAAUUGGGCCUGAUAGCAUCUUGGUCAUGUCACCAAAGGGUGACUAUAAUGUCAUGAUGAUGACUCUUCUUUAUUUGACCAAGCCCAGCCUCCUGUUUAUACCUCUGCCCAUUCAUUUCUGGCCAUGGGAAAUAUACCAGCUAUUGGGUGAGCCAUUGAAGCCAGGAGGACCAGAAGGGCAGGAUCCAGCCCGUGGGCACCAUGGGAAUAUCUCUGUAGGGAGCUCAUUAGUAGGGCUGGCUUCAGUUGCAGUAGCCAAAGAAAAUCUGUCUGACUGGACAUUUUAAUUCCUAAGAUUUGGUCAAAGUUCGGCUGAAGCUAAUGCAUAGAUAUCUGUAGUAGCUUGGCAUCCAGAGAGGAGCUUCAACCAAAGCUAAUAAAGCCCAAGUGUCCACAGGAAGCUUGGAGCAGAGCUGUUCAGAACAGUCAUUUACAGAGUGUUGCCAACCCUUCAGCCAUGCUUUUGUAGCUUUAGCCUCACCUGCUUAUAGAUACAGCCUGAUCCAAAGCUGUGGCUUAGCGCUCACUUUGUUCUGCUCCCUGGUCAUGUAUAGUGACAUGGUGUAAAAAGGAAAACAUGGAUUGGGGAGUUAGGUGACCUGGUUUGUAUUCCCUAUGCUUCUACUAACUAGCCUCAAGAUCUUAACCGCUCUGUGCCUCAGUGUUCCCAUCUGCAAAAUGGGGAUAGUGUAAAUUGCCCUACCUAUCUCACAGGGUUGUUGUGAGGAUAAACUGAGACAAUGAAUGGAAAGCACUUUGACAAAUAAGUGCUAUGCAAAUUGUAAGAAAUGGAAACAAUCAUGUUCAAGGCAAUGGAAUGGACAUUAGCAGAAAGGUUAAUGGGAUUGUCCAGCCCUUUCUCUGUGUGGCUUAAACCUAGGUUGCCAUUGCUUUAUACAUUUUCACUUAGCACAGAUUUGUAAUUAUGCAUGUAAUAAAGCACAGCCUUAUUCAACUUGA